Hyalella azteca is the source of this 737-nucleotide messenger RNA. RefSeq lists its product as uncharacterized. The record is from RefSeq and is a predicted model, not a curated record. The annotation marks the transcript as partial. Lineage: Eukaryota; Metazoa; Arthropoda; Malacostraca; Amphipoda; Hyalellidae. The transcript has 4 exons.
UGGCAACAAUGAACUUAAUCCUGAAGAUUUAGGAAAUGAAUUGAAUGAGAAAAUAAAUAAAAUUGCCAAGCAUUUUAUGGAUUUUAAACUUGGCACUCUUGAUGAGAAGUCCAUGAAAGAGAAGAAGAUGAAUAAGGUUGACUAUGCAAUGCCCUACCUGCCAACAUACAAGGAGGUUGAGUUUCUUGCAAAAUUGUUCAUGGACAAGGAAACUGAUGCUGAUGAAGAUGCUGUGGAUGAAACCCUGAGGCAUAACUCACACAGCAAAUAUAAUAAAGGAAUAUUUAGUGAAAAGGAGGAACAAAUUAUUAAUGAAAAUUGGAAUCAGUUUCAAAAGGAGUACAAAUUUUAUGACCUGCGCCCCCUGAUAAACUACCGCACCUGUAUUUUGGAAGGCAGUCCUGACUCAUUUUCAAUAAAUCGGGUCUUCUUCACCUCGGUACCUCAACAAAAAAAGUUUCUAAACUACAUAAAAAAAGGAUUAAACCGAAGUUUGGGGCAGGUAAAAUUGCACCUGUCUUCAUUAGUAUCAGGUAAAGACAGCAAUUUUGCAUGGAGUAAACGCAUCCACUUUGGUCAGCAAAACAUCAUAGCAAAAAAAGAGCUGUGCCUUAUUGACCUGUUUCUCAAGCGCUACGGUGUGGACAUUCUGUCAAUGGAGUUCAUCCUAAAUUCUACUCGUGGUAGAGUGCUCUUCGAACACCUUAAGAAUCACUAUCACUUCAAGCUCUGCCCAA